AUAAGUACAGUAUUCAUCCGCCAUGAGUAUAAAAAAGUAGGUGCCACCUCUUUUACCAAAAAAAAAAACAAUUGAUGCAGUGCGGCGGCAACAGAAAUAAAAAUUAAAUGAUGUGUUUGAUCAACCGGAAGGCUGUGUGCAUGCAGUAGGUAGGUCGAGAGAGCAGGGGAAGCCGAAAAGCUUCAAUUCUUCAAUGGAGGAAAAUACGCCGGAAACUGAAAUGGGAAGGCGCACGAAAACUGAGCUUCAGGGCGGUCGCCUGCGGAAGGCGGCGGAGAAAAGCCGGAUUGAAUCAAAGCAUAUGUGGGAGAUCGCAGCCCCUGCUAUUCUCACUGCCAUCUCCCAGUUCUCCAUUGGCUUCGUCACUACCGCCUUCGUCGGCCACCUGGGCAACACCGAACUCGCCGCCAUCUCCAUUUCUCAGAACGUAAUCGAAGGCUUCGUCUACGGGAUCAUGCUUGGGAUGGGAAGUGCUCUGGAGACACUUUGUGGGCAAGCGGUGGGGGCUGGGCAGGUUAAUAUGCUGGGAAUCUACUUGCAGAGGUCAUUCAUCAUCACCGGAAUCACAGCGUUGUUUCUAACCCCUGUUUAUGUCUUCACAUCGCCAUUGUUGAAGCUCAUUCAUCAGGAUAAAUCCAUUUCGGAGCUCGCCGGGAAGUACACCAUUUGGGUGAUCCCUCAAUUGUUUGCGUAUGCCUUCAACUUUCCCAUACAGAAAUUUCUUCAAGCUCAGAGCAAAAUCUGGGUCAUGACUAUAAUUUCUGUGGUGGCUUUGGGGUUUCAUGUUUUGCUCAAUUGGGUUCUUGUAACCAAGCUCGGCCAUGGCCUUGCUGGGGCUGCCAUUGCUGGGGACAUCUCAUGGUGGCUUGUGGUUUUGGCUCAGAUGGUCUAUGUGGCUUCUGGGUUUUUCCCAGAUGCAUGGACUGGUUUUUCUUUUCUGGCAUUCAAAUCUUUGGCUGCUUUUGUGAAGCUUUCCCUUACCUCAGCCAUAAUGUUGUGCCUGGAGCUGUGGUAUUACACUCUUGUGAUCCUCAUGGUGGGCUGGUUAAGAAAUCCAGAGAUGGCAGUGGAUGCCAUUUCAAUCUGCAUGAACUUGCAACUUUGGACUUUGAUGAUUACUCUUGGUUUCAAUGCUGCAGUAAGUGUUCGUGUUUCUAAUGAACUCGGAGCUGGACAUCCGAAUGCUGCAAAAUUCUCAGCAGUGGUGGCUACUGUAACUUCAACCCUAUUUGGAAUUGUGUUCACAGCUGCAAUUCUAGCAGCUAAGAGCUACUUUCCGGAAAUGUUCACCGGGAAACCUGAUUUAAUAAGGGAAACAUCCAAGCUGGGAUAUUUUCUGGCUGCAACUAUUUUCCUGAAUAGCAUCCAACCCGUUCUUCAUGGGGUGGCAGUGGGUGCUGGCUGGCAGUCUUUAGUUGCAUUGAUAAACGGUGGGUGCUAUUACAUGUUUGGGAUUCCUGUUGGUGCUUUGCUUGGUUACAAGUUCGAUCUUGGCGCUAAGGGGAUCUGGUCGGGAAUGUUAGCUGGUUGCUUGGUGCAGACAGUUGUUCUAAUCUUAAUUAUGUUCCGAACCAACUGGCAUAAAGAGGCUUUGCAGGCUAAGGAGCGUAUGCGAGCGUGGGGUGGUUCACCAGAGGCCCAACCUGAUGGAGCAGAAAUGGUUUUGAGAACAUCCAAUUAAGGCAAACUGAGGAAAUCAUUAAACCUUCUCAAAAUUUUCCCUAUGAAAAAAGAAUGUUGAUGCAACAUUAGAUGAGCACUUCAACUAUCCGCGAAAAAUAACAGAAGAAUCCCUUAGAAGUGAGACGAUUGCUGUAAUGGACUCCUCUGUUCUCAAACCUAAGCAUUUGGGCUCAUAGUAACUGCUCUACUGAGCUUCCACCAUCAAUGCUAGUUUCAGUUUUAUACAGUUC
Messenger RNA from Malania oleifera, 1913 nucleotides. Its product is annotated as protein DETOXIFICATION 33-like. The record is from RefSeq and is a predicted model, not a curated record. Gene Ontology annotation, cellular component: membrane. Gene Ontology annotation, molecular function: antiporter activity; xenobiotic transmembrane transporter activity. The transcript is spliced from 7 exons. The coding region runs from base 194 to 1681 and encodes 495 amino acids. Lineage: Eukaryota; Viridiplantae; Streptophyta; Magnoliopsida; Santalales; Ximeniaceae. Gene Ontology annotation, biological process: xenobiotic detoxification by transmembrane export across the plasma membrane.